Coturnix japonica (Japanese quail) is the source of this 3276-nucleotide messenger RNA. It is a transcript of the gene TTF1, whose product is annotated as transcription termination factor 1. Gene Ontology annotation, molecular function: chromatin binding. The record is from RefSeq and is a predicted model, not a curated record. Gene Ontology annotation, biological process: termination of RNA polymerase I transcription. Gene Ontology annotation, cellular component: nucleolus. NCBI's taxonomy places the organism in Eukaryota, Metazoa, Chordata, Aves, Galliformes, Phasianidae.
UGGGUAGUGAAGCGGGGCGGACACGUGAGUGGCGGUGCUGGGCGGCGUGGGGUCGAGCCCGGCUUGGGGGAGGCUGGGAUGCACUGUGUCCAUGCAUUCACCCUGCAAAGUUUGCUCUGCUGCCAAGCACGUGGUUGCUCUGUUUCCUCCUCACCCAGUGCUGAGUGGUUCUACAGCAGCUCUAUAGGCUUUAUCUCCUGUAUGGGAGUAUAGUAUGCACGUAGUAUUGAGUGCUUGAGUCAGAUUGAAGGCAAGGAAAAAAAAGCAUGAUGGAAAAAGCAAACGGUGCUGCUUUACCCGUUUGGGAUUCUCACAAAAAGAAAAAGAAAAAAUACAAACGAUCCGACGUGGACCAUGAGGAUGGAAGCAUUCAGGAUACAGAGCUCAGCUGUGCUUCCCCGCAGCUCUCUGAAGAUCAUGCUGCGUGGAGCAGUGACGUCCCUAAAAAGAAGAAGAAGAAGAAGAAAAACAAGGGAGAGGAGCAGCAGCCUCUGGUAGAUCAUUCUAUUGCAGAACUGAAACAUGAAGAUGGUAGUGAAACUGUGAUGGAUGCUUCCCAAAAGAGAAAGAAAAAAAAGAAGCGGAAGCUCAGUGAGAGUCUGGAUAGUCACAGUGAUGACGUAGGCUCUGUCCCCGUAGAUCAGAACUGUGUUGAUAGUUGUCAGGAGAACGAUGCUGAUAAUGUGUGUUUUAAAAAGUCUGCGAAGAAGAGAAGAAAACAAACGUUGGCAGAAGAGGAUGGGGUAAGCGAGUCGCCUGCUUCAGAAACACACAGUAAAACUGGCAGUGAAAGGCUCAAAAAGAAGAAGAGAAAAGCAAGCAGUAGCCAGGAUACACAGGAGGACACCGAUGUAUCCUUUGAUCAGUCAUUUCCAACACAUCCACACCAAAAGAAGCGAGGGGAGGAUACGGAGUCACCAUCCACCACGCGUAAGGGUGGUGUGGCAGCAUCACAGUGUGGAGGCAGUGCCUGUGGUGCUUCUGCUGUCACUGAGGAUCCUAAGGAUGCACCCACUGAUUUCCCCAGUCCUGAAGAAGCUAAGAAGUCCAGAUGGGCUGCAAAGGUUGUAAAAAGCAGGGCUUACAUCACGGAAGACAGCUCUUCAGAUUCUGACGCAAUGACACCAAAAAACACAACAUCAAAUGAAAAGGAGGACCAGAAUAAUUCGUUUACUGAAACCAUGGAGGAGCUCAGUCCGGAGGAUGAAGAGUUCCUGCAGUCGUUGACAGUCUUGGAUUUAGAUACUGCAAAACAAGAAUUGGAGGAGUUUAUUCCUCAUGUGGGUCAAUUGUCCGACCAUUCAAUCAGAAAAAUGGCUGGAAGAGACCUAUUGAGAUUUAAACAGUUUAAAAAACAAGGUAUCCCUAUCAAGUUUGGCAGAUUUUCCCAGAAGGAAAAUAAUCAAAUCAGGAAAAAUGUUGAAGAAUUCUUAUCAAUUACUGGGAUAGACAGUGCAGAAAAGCUUUUGUUUACCUCGAGGUAUCCAGAAGAGAAAGAAGCUAUCAGUCGCCUAAAAAUAAAGCAUCUUUUUUGUGAAAAGCUUGCUGAGGGCAUACCACGAGCCUGGAGACUUAUAUAUUACCGAGCGAGGAAGAUAUUUGACCCAAAUAAUUACAAAGGGAGGUAUACUAAAGAAGAAAAAGAAAAAUUGAAGAAGUAUUAUGCUCUUCAUGGCAAUGACUGGAAGAAGAUUGCUGAGAUGAUGUCCCGUUCCAAUCUCUCCGUUGCCAGGAAAUACUCUGAAAUCAAGUCAUCGAUUAAUUAUGGCCGUUGGUCAAAGGAGGAGACCCAGAAGUUGAUGCGUGCGGUGGAGGAAGUGAUUGUAAGAAGAAUGGAACCGGAAAAUGCAAAUUCUCUUUCAUCGUCAAAAAAAUCACAUAGAAGUCUCCAGAUUGACCGUGAGAAACUCCUCCAGAAAUUACCAUGGACUGAGAUUGAAACUAAAGUGGGCACUAGGUAUUGGAGACAAUGUAAGCAGAAAUGGACUUCGAUUUUAACCAACAAGAUUACCAAAGGGCAGCAGUUAUACAAGGGGACCAAAGGAUUACAAGCCAGCAUCAACCUUAUUAAAAGGUUGUAUGAAAUGAAAGUGGAAGAUGCUAAUGAAAUAAACUGGGAAAAACUCAGUGAUAUUAUUGGAGACGUUCCUGGAAGCUACGUUCAAGCAAGAUUUUACAAGCUAAAAGUCUCCUAUGUUCCUUUUUGGCGAUCAAAGACUUUUUCUGAAAUCAUUGAUCAUCUUUUUGAAAAGACGCUGCCAGAAUUUGAACAAAAGUUGGAAAAGAGGAAAGGGAAACAGGAGAACUCUAGUGACUCGACAGGCAAUCCAAAGAAACAGGUUUUCCAACUCAGUGAAGUUUUCAACUCCAGUGAAGACAGCGACGACUGACUGCCUUAAAAACAAUUUAACUGAGUAUUUAACUGCCAAAGGGAUCUGCUGGAAAGGGGGUGCAGAUCAACAACUGCGGGUACAUGGGCUAUAAAAUAAUGGAAAAGCAAGAAUAUAAGCACAUCUGCUUUUAUGGAAGAUACAGCUUUUUUGUGCCACCUUUGGUUACCAUAAUUUAGCUUUGUUUUAAAAGUCCUUUUCUAAUUGCUACCAAAUUUCUUUCUGAAAGUUUCAAAAACAGAUAAUUUUUUUCUACUGCUUUAUUUUGUGGAAUUUGAAAUUUUACUCUGACCUUAACUCUAAAAUAUAAACAUAUCUUCAGGCAUGUGUGAUGAUGGAAGCAGCACAUCUGUGUGAUAUCAUGCUUUUUGUUGAAGAUUUAACCUAUUUUAGAGGAAAGGGAUUUUUCUCCAUUGUGGUCAUAAAUUGUACCAUCAUUUUAUGUAAAUCAGAAGGUAGCAUUAAAAUGUUUUUGUUAAUAUCCGGAAUAUGGAGAGAAAACAGACUGUGUGUAUGUAUAUACAUAUAUAUAUAUAUAUAUAUAUGCACAUAAAUAUUUUUCUAUUGCACCAAGGCGAGUUUUUACAUUUUGAUAUGAAAGAAGGAUAUAGUGGAGGUUGCACCUCGUAUUUGUAUGAUCUUUUAAUAAUUUGCCUAAAAGUUAUUUGUAAACCGACUCAGUGAAUGUAAUAGAAUUUUACUGUUAGUAUAAAGUAUUUGUAUGGUCUGUUUAUAUUUCAUAAAUGCUGUGUUAGAAGCAUACAAUAAUUGGUUCUGACAUAAUGCUUCGUGUUGCUCAUUUUAAGUGAGAAUUUCCUUCUUUAAUAAUUGUCAAUGAAAAGUUUUAAAGGCUUUUGAAUAAAGGCCUUGUGUGAGUGUUUUCUUG